Cladocopium goreaui is the source of this 2016-nucleotide messenger RNA. The record is from the annotation of a GenBank genome assembly. NCBI's taxonomy places the organism in Eukaryota, Dinophyceae, Suessiales, Symbiodiniaceae.
AUGCUCAGUCUGGAGAGAAAGUGCUUUGAUUUGGCAAAGAGGGAUGCAGGCAAAGGUUUGCAGACCUCGAAGGAGAAAGGGUCAAGACCAUGGAAGGUGUCCUAUGCAAAUGGGGACACGUACGAGGGAGAAGCAAUCGGACCCACACCUGCGCAGUGCUUGCGCCACGGGUACGGCGUGUACACCUACAGUGGCGGAGGGCGCUAUGAGGGCGAAUUCGUGGAAGACCGCAAGCAGGGCUGGGGCUCGUUUUUCUUUGAGAACGGGGAUGCCUACGAGGGUCAAUGGUACUUCGACCAGAUGCAUGGCCAUGGCGUUUUGGCGCAUUGGGCACCAGACCAGGGAGUCCUUGUUUACGAGGGCGAGUUCCGGAGUGGACAGCGCAGUGGCAGCGGCCGCUUGAUGGUCCGCGAGGGCGGUGGCCUCUUUGGCUCCUGGGAGGAUGGGUUGCUAGUGCAUGGGGUGGAGUUGGAGUUUCCCGAGCCAGAGGAAAUGGCGGUGAGAGUCUUAAGCGACACACAAACCUUGCUGGGCGGAAACCCUGCAGAGUGGCAACCAUCAGAGGUCCGCACUUGGCUGCAUGGACUGGGCUUAGAAGAAGCACCAGAGAGGGCCAUGGCCCCCUCUGGUGGUGCACAGUUGUUGCAGGCUCAGCCGGAGGACCUUGUGCAGGGUGGACAGGUGAGCAGCAGCAGAUCAGAGCUAACAGCCUGGAAGUCAACACUGGAGGCCGCUCACCAAGCCUUGGUCGAUGCCUGUCAAGAUGUAUUGCCACCAAUAGGCUGCUGGGAGCAGCUGCAAGUGGUUUUUCCCGCUGUGAAGCAGCGCUUGGUGCCUCUUGCGGAGCUCACAAUGCACGGACAGCGGCUGGGAGAAUGGAAGGGCCUCACUGUAGAGCUCUUGCCGAUGCCUGUGCAGUUGCCCUUUGCACACGUAGGAGCUCCUGGUAGUGGUGCUGUGCGGUUUGCGGCAGCAAAGGAUUGGGUCCAUGACCUUGAGAUUCUUGCUACUCUGCGGCAUCCAAACCUCCGACCUUUGUUGGGCAUCACACUUACGCCAGAAGGGGCAGCGGCGCAGCUGAACAUGAUCUCCGAACCUGGCAGAAACGGAAAACUGCUGUUUGAGCUGAUCCAUGCAAGCUUCUCCGACGGCAGCAGACAGCCAUUGGACUUCAGGACUGAGCUGCAGAUCAGUUUGGGCAUUUGUGAGGGCAUGGCCGCUUUGUGCACGCGCGGACUGGCACACGGUGCUCUGUGUUCUGUGAAUGUCGAAGUCUUGCAAGCAGCUGGUGGCUGUCAUGCCCGACUCUGUGGCCUUGGCGUCUCAUGGUGGCGAUGGGGCUGGCAAAGAUGCCUCAAGGUCCGCGGCGCUCAAGCCAAGCGCUGCGCUUUGGGCGUUGAGGAAGUGGUGAAAAAGUAUGCCAUUUGUCCCGUGAAUUGGAUGGCUCCAGAAUUGCUGCGUGGACAUCGGCCCAGACAAGCAUCGGACGUUCACUCGUUUGGGCUCAUCUUGUGGGAGAUGCUCUUCAGGGCGGUGCCAUAUGGUGAAUUUUCCAUCGCCCAGAUAAUUGCAACCGUUGGAUAUGGUCGACACCAGCUCCGUACUGCUGCUGCACCCAGUGCGUCUGCGGGCCGUGUCUUUCUUCACGAGGUCGCGGAUCAGUGUAUGCGGUGGGAUGUGGCGGAGCGGCCUUCAUUCUCCUUGUUGCUUGAAAGCCUUCGAGAAACACGGCAAGCUGAUGAACGACGACGUGCAAAAAAGGGUAUGCUUGGCCGCCUGGGUGGCACCACAGAGGCUCUUUUGUCUGGCCGCUUCAGCACCUCCAGCACACCUCUGCCAACAGAUGGGCCACGCAUGGUGCGCUUGGAGACAGGUGAAUGGCUUCGAGUGGAUGAGGAUUUGGUGGAGCAAUAUCCAGACGACGAGGAGAAAUGGCGAACCCUGAUGGCUUUUCGAGCAAAGUUGGCAAACCAGCCACAGCCGAGCGAUGUUGAAGCCACUGAGGGCGUUCGGUGA